Trematomus bernacchii (emerald rockcod) is the source of this 4142-nucleotide messenger RNA. RefSeq names its product poliovirus receptor homolog. Gene Ontology annotation, biological process: homophilic cell-cell adhesion; heterophilic cell-cell adhesion. Bases 202 to 1329 code for a protein of 375 amino acids. Gene Ontology annotation, cellular component: adherens junction. The record is from RefSeq and is a predicted model, not a curated record. The transcript has 8 exons. NCBI's taxonomy places the organism in Eukaryota, Metazoa, Chordata, Actinopteri, Perciformes, Nototheniidae.
UUCCCCUAAAUUUUUCCCUACGCCACGCUACUGCUAAUCGGAGGUUGGGAAGUCCCAGUCUUCCCCUUUAAGAGCACACAGUAGCUCUGCUCAGAUGGCGUAGGUCGGAUGACCGUGCUAUGAUUACAUCCAGGGUGUUACACACAUGAUGGACGGACAAAUAUUGUUUUAACUUUAACGGGAAUCUAUGGAGACGUCAUAAUGCACGGUGUUUCUCCAGCAGCAUCAGUAUUCUUAUCGGUGUUUACGUUGAUUCAGAGCACAGUCGAAGCGCUUCAGGUGAUUGGAGGAAACGUCACCGUUGUGCAAGGAGGGACUGCCAACUUUCCCUGCCAACUUAUCGGCGCUACAGAAACACUCAACCAAAUUUCCUGGCAGAAGAAGACCAGAGAAAAACCUCAGAACAAUAACUUCUUUACAAUUUUGAAGACAGGACCACAGUUUGUCAAUGGAAAUGGAGAUGAUGGCCGUUUUAAAUUUAUUGGGGACUUAAAAGCCAAGAAUGGAUCCCUGCAGUUAAUUGGAGUCACAUUGAUGGACGAAGGCACCUACACCUGCAUCUUCACGCUGUUUCCCAGCGGAAUUCACAAGACUGAGAUACCUCUACAUUUGCUUGUGCCUCCGGUGACAAUCCUGAAGGAUGAUCAUCCUAUUUUGGGUAAUGAAGAGGUUUCUCUUGUUACCUGCACGGCUGCUGGUUCAAAGCCUCCUGCAGCAAUAAGCUGGCUCACUGGUGCUCUGGUAGGAAAAGUGAGAGAAUCAACCACCUCCACCCUGAAUGCUAACAGUACUACAACCACAAUCAGCUCGCUGCUUGGAGUACCUACCAGAGAAUUAGACGGUCAAUUGGUCAAGUGUGUCGUCACCAGUGCAGCCAUGAAGAUGGAAGAAACCCUGCCCUUCACCAUACAGGUCUACUUUUCACCGAUGGAAGUGACCAUUCUUGAGACUUCUGAAGGCUCCUUUAUAUGUGAGGCUGAAGCAAAUCCACCUGCAAACAUCACCUGGAGCAGAAUCGAGCUCCCGUGGCCUCAGUCUGCUGUCAGAGAGGGUGCAGUGCUACGGCUCAAGGAAAUGACCCCUGACCUUAAUGGCCUCUACCAGUGUGAAGCAUCUAACCAACAUGGAAGUAAACAACAACAGCUCCGUGUGUAUGUGGCUUCAGGAAACUGCACUGCUUGUUGGGUCUUAUUCAGCCUUUUGUUCAUCCUGAUUGUCGCUGCUGUGGCUGCAGCAGGGUACUUUUACAAAUCUGGAAGGAUUCAAUGGAGCGGAGACAGGCAGCCUGUCCCAACGAAUUCAUCUCCACUUGAAGAGCAACAAGUUUGACAAGAUUCCAGUCUAAUGGGUCGAUAAAGUAUGUUUAAUAGGGAUCUUCCUGAAGUCCAUGGGAGUAGCAGGGUGGAGUGCAGAUGGACUCUCCUCGGCAUGUUUCCCUCCUGACUCAGCUGUUAGGGAGCAGGUGCAGCUGUCUAGGUGCUUUGUAUGGUAAUGUCCUAUGAUAACAGCCUUUACAAUUAUAUUUGGUUCAUUUCUAAACAAAUAGAUAAAGUUUUGUGGAGAAUGUAUAUAGUGAAAGUAUUUUUCAAGCUAAAAAGUGGAAGCUUCAAAGCCUUUAAUGAAUGUGUACUGUCUAUGGCUGACUGAAAUGGAAAGUUUGCAUGACCGAUUAACGCGUGCAUCAGUGUUAUCUGAGAUUUGGCUUUAAUCUUGAGAGGCUGCACUAUCAGUAACGGCUGUAACUGCCACGAUACUUACUUCCCUUCUGGUUUUCUCCCACACUUUUACAAUCUACAGUGGCUCUCAGUUGAUAUACAAAGAAUGAAGGCUCUCUACAGCCAGAGUUUGUUGUAUCUGUUCUGGGCCACUGUAGAGAAAUGACGGACUCAUAAGAGGCUCAUUCUAGGCAAACAAAAAACAGUUCUUAAUUUCAGGUUACACCAAUGAGAACUUGGAUACUAUAAUCAAUUUCUCCUAUUGGAUCUCCCGUAAUCCUUCACACUGCUCGUUUCACUGUUGCUCAAAGCAGAGGAUUAUAAAGAGUGUUUACAACCACACAAGAAACAACCUAACAGGCCAAACUAAAUAUUGCUGAGAAAUUUCAAUACCAUUUCUUAAUUUAUUUAAAAUGUUUUACUAAGCUGGACUUGAUGUGUUGUUUUUGUGUUUACAAUGUUGCCAGAUAACAGACAGACCAAUCUUUCCUGACACACAGUAUAUUUAAUGAUGCGUUUUCCUUAUACCAAAUGCGUACAGUAUGUAAGAGAAUACCGUCAGUGUUGAGAAGAAUGUACAAAAGAACAUGUUACAUUCUAAACCCCUAAUUUUAUUUGAACCAACGCCUAUAUUAAACAUUUUAUUUAUAUGAUCAAGAUCGAUUGGAUCAAUGCUCUGAAGCCGCUAUCACAUUAAACAUAGUCUUAUCUGUGAGCUGCUGAACUUCUAAGCACCAUCACAUUUCAUGUAAUUUUUGACUACUACUAUUAUCUACUGAGUGCUAAAACAUUUGCUCUGCUUUGAAACUGUUGCUCUGACAAUGUUUUAGUUGUGUUUAAGUCAGCCAAGCUCUUUGUUAUCUUUGAAUAGGUGUAUAGCUUCCUCCAAUGUUAUGGGUAAACAAGCUUAAAACAGAAAGACCCCAAAGUCAGCAAAAAAGGAAUGAAUGAUGUUUUAAGUUAAGUGAAGGUCAAAAUGAAGAGCUGACUUACGAAAACUGUAGAAAAACAUUAUUAUAUUAUUGAUAAAGUUGGACUGCAUCUUCAUCUCCUAAAUAUAUUUGAUAAUUAUCAGUUAAACAAAGUAUAAAGUGUUUGAUUGGCUCUUAUUGAAAUCAUUAAAGCCAUCAUGUUGGCAUACAUCAUAAUGGGAGGUUACUUGGGUUGUACAGGUUAUGUUAAGUUUCAAAAAUGUUUCCUUAGUUAAGAUUUUAAAAGUUACAAAAUUCCUUUACAUAAAAGUAGUCCAAGGGACAUACAUGAACCGGCCUCUGAUUUAUCCUCCAUCUUGUUCUCCAUCUUAAAAUGAUAUCCUUUGGCCUACAUCCUGUGUUAAAAUAUGCAGCGGAUGUAGCGAUAUCUUAUUGUUCUAUUAAAACCUAUCUGUUACAAACAUAGAAAGUCCUUAAGGCUUCAUCUCCUGGGGAUUUUGAAUAUCUAUGCCAAUGUUAUUUGUAUUUAAAUUAAUCAAAUAGCUGUCCACACAUUUCACACAAUACCAAGCUCACACUAGAGUGACAAAAAAAACAUUCCUAGAUUUCAUUUUAGACUAGUUUUCGUCCUUAGAUUAAUAGUCCAAGAUUUUAAUCAUGUUUAGUUAAAUAUAUCCUUCUUCGUUGUAGUUACACGUGUAUUUUUAAUAUGUUUAUCCUGAGUGUCUUUUUUUCCAUUUUGGGUUAUGGGUUAUCUAGAUUUUUCCUUAUUCCUCAAAUUCUGCUACACAGCGCUUAUUUUGAAAGAAUGUAUUUGUUUUGGAGGAGAGGAACAAUAAAUCCGAUCUACUUAAUUCCCCCUAUUUCUUGCACACAUAUUCACUCUUAUUUCAAUUGAAAAUGUAAAUUAUUCGUGCGUAAAUCAAAAAUGUUUUGUAUGUUGUAAGAAAUACAUCUGAACCGUGUCAAAGACAUUCAAAUACGGAAACCUUUAUUUAAUAAAAAUAUGAAGUAUAUAAUUAAGCCACUAAAUGAACGCACUCUGCCCGCUGUUAAUAUGAGCGUAAACUAUAGCUAUGUUCAUUGGUCAAGUUAUUUAUGAUGAUCGAUAUGUUCAUUAUAAGAAGUUUUGUUUUGGGGGUUGCAGUGUCUCGUAUCGUAUCGUGUCUGCAAAUAAAAGUAUAAUUUUGUUGUACUAAGGCAGCUAUUUCCCUUUUCCUUCUCAUUAUAGAAUAUCGGCUUUACGUUUUAUGCACAUUUUACUAUUUCAGUUGCUGUUUGUGAUUCACAUUCCUUUAAUAUUUUUAGAUUUGCUUGAAUAUACUGCAAUUUUUGUUUUUUUGUUAUUUUGCAGUAACAUUAGUAGUAGUUUAAUAAAAGUAGUUUAAUAAAAGUGUCAGAUCCAAAUAUAUCUGUUUUGCGUUAAGUCAAUGUUCAGAGUGUCAUAUACCUUUCUUUCAACCUGUAUGUAAAUAAACUUUACAAAUCCCUCGUA